AUGGCAUUGUUCGAUAAAAUCUUUUCAACAAAGAGAAAACUUGAAUACGUUGAUCGGGAAUCAAGAAACUGGGCCAGGUCCAGUGAAAUAACGCCGGAGCAAGUGAGACUGCUUUUAUUUAAAGAGUGUGACUGGAGAGGGAGAAAGGUUCUCUUUGAUUCAUCAACAAUAGAGAGGGUUCCUGUUAUUAAAAAUGAGAAACCAGACCAACAAACGAAGGAUCAGCUGCCAUAUAUUGUGGAGAUGUCAAAUGGGUUUUGUUACAUGUACAAAGGGCCGGCGGCGGACGCGAACGUUCUCGGUGACAUGAUAUUCGGCGCGGUCGCUAUGAACUAUAAGAGCGUAUCGCUAAAAAUUCACAUCAUGAAUGAACCUAAGAGGUUUAUGUGUACUAAAGUCUUCUGCGUCCCCACAUCUCGGCGGAUAAGUCGCGUGGAGCGCAAAACGUGUGAAGCGAACAGUAAUCAAAAUAACCGGAACGAAUCCAAGCCUCUGAACGUGCCCGCUUUGAGAGAGGAGGGAGUUUCCUUGAGCUUUUCCAUCGAUAGAGGAGAUUCGGGUUUCUAUGGAGAGCAGUCACCAUACAGCAGCGUUGGCUCCACCUUCGACUACUAUUCCAUGCUUGAUGAUUUGGAUGGAAGCAGCAUGCAAGAUGAGCUAAGUUUUCAGUUCCCGCCUGGACGCAAGCUUAGUAUAUCGAGCAGAGGAAGUUGGCAGCGCAGAACCUUCCAGAGCUUGGCGACUCGGUUCGAACUCGGACAAAGUUCGAAUCUUUUGAACGUGCCUACAUCAACCAGUACUGUCGCCAGCUCCGAUUCACAGGUAUACUGCAAUAGCACAACGAGCGGCACAAGUGAUAGCUUACUGAGCACAUGUUCUGCAGUGGCGCCGAGGAGAAACAAGCUGGGCCUGGCCCUAUUGGUCACUGUACCUGAUUCCACUGAUAUGAAUUUUAUACGGCGUUGCGUAGAACACUCUCCCCAGUUACAAGCACUGGUUUGUAGGUUAAGGUUGGCAACAUUGGCUGCCGGUUCGGGCGGGAACUUCGUUUCGACAUUGUACAAAGCAGCAGCCGAUGCUGCCAGAUGGUUAUCAGACCUCAUUUACGGGCCACGCCUACAGUCAGCGUGGUUAAGUCUAGUCACAAGCGAUCCGCGCUCCUCCAACAAGCAAUCGGAGUCCUUGAUGUUGGAUCUUUGCACCGUAUUAGCUGCAGGCGAUACCAAGCACACUAACUUUUUCAUCAGCACGCUUCUUACAAACGUCCUCACUCAUCACUUAGGCUGGGUAACAACUGUCAGCCCAUAUGACACUAUCGAUCCUCUAAUGCAAGCCAAGCCAGCUUCGUCUGCCGAGUAUCGGCGUCCUUAUAACGCCUUGUGGGCACAACUCGGGGACCUCUGCGGAAGUAUCGGUUUCCCUCCCCGAUCAUCCAGAACAAUAAUCGUGGGCGCCACAAACACACAAUUUAUGAACAAAUUACUGGCUGUGCUCACUUAUUUUAUUCGUUGCGGUGACGUCACAAGGACCGAUUUUAUUUACAAAGAAUGCGAACUUCAAGAAAGCAAAGUUACAAGUGUAAAAGCCCAUCAAAUUUCUGGCCUCAGCAGGACCGAGACAUCCAAAAACAGUUUGGAGCAAAUAGCAUCGAGGGAUACUUUGAAUGUGCCUAUAGUUAAUACUCAGAGCACUGAUAGUAGUAUAAGUACGUUAGUAUCGAGCGAUGUUAGCCUUAAACGGUCGACAACGCUCUCUAAUUUUAAUGAUAAGCUCUCUAUUAAUUCGGACCCUUUAGACUGUAGUGAGAAACCUACCACCAAGCUAAGAAGGAACCCCACGGUAUUGGUCUCAUUGAAGGCGUCAUCAGAUUUAAGUCUGAACUCUUCUGAGUCGGAGGAUUUGGAGACGGAGAAGAAGGUCGUGUUUGUGUUGGGUGAAGAUGAGAAACUGGUCGGUCUGAAGAACAAGUCCAAUGGCGGGAAGAGUGUAAAGAAGUCAUCGAAAAUCCACAACGAGCCUGUCACUGUAGAACUGCCAGAGAAAUGUCCGGAAGUUAGCAAAGCAUCCUGUGAUCGAAACAAAUCCUGCAGUUCCGACAGUCCGUCGAAAUGCUGCAGGCAAACACUUGAACAUUCCAAGCCAAUAAAACAUUCCGGUUUUAAGUUUGAAUUCGAUAAGUACCCACAAAUAGUCACUAAUUAUAUGAAGAGCAAAAAUUUAGAAAUACUAGAUAGACAUUAUAUAGGAAAACCGGGUAACUUAAAACUGGACAAUUUCCAGUUCGACCCAACGAUCGUCCCUCCGAUACAAGAAGAGAGAUGCGAGAUUUGUUACAAGUGUCAGUUGAUGGAGUCGAUGCUCCAGACCCCCACAAACGCUUCUGAAAUGGAAUAUAUGAACGAUAUGCCCCGACAGUCUGAGCCUCAGUUCGCUAAGGAGACAAUCGUCAGUGAAUCCGAAGUGCAAGAGAUGUCGCCGAAAUCUUUUGUCAGGAAACGGAAAGAGAACACUACUGUCGUCAAUUUAAUAAAAGACACAGAUAAGAAUAUUGCACCGGCCAUUUUAAUAGAACGUAACCAAAAAGUAGAACAAGUAAAGAAAGAUAAGCCUAAGGACAAAGUAGAAGUCAAGCAAGUCAUAGAGUUUCCAUUACCGAGUCUCUCUUGUCAAUCAAAUCAAGGCCGGAUGCGUUCGGGGUUCGACGCUUCAUUAUUAGGUGGCGUGACCGAACAUUAUAUUCCUGAUUUAAUUUUACAAGGAACAAUUGUAAAUCCAAAAAUAUGGGAGACGGAGCUAAGGCGGGAUCUAGACCUCGCAACGUAUCUGAACAAAACGUUAGAUACACCGAUGCAAGCCGUUGCAAUUGUCGGAGAUACUAAUAAAUGGGAAGUUCGCGUCUUAGGGCGAGACUGUGGUUGGGGCGGUUUGUCGCCUUUAGUUGGCGGAAUGUUAGACGCUCUGCCUAUCAUGCGACACGCCAAAGUACCCACCUAUCAGUGCGUACUAUACUUGGAAGGUAAACUCCGAGAACUGUGCGUUCUAUCGAAGACGCUAGCUGAUUUGCUCAUGACAACAGAUUUCUGCGAUAUAGCAACACUCACGAAGUCCCUUAACAUAGACGUCAACGACGUUCCUCUCCUUUUGGCGGUUGCUACCACUCACACCCCACAACUGGCCACUAGAUACGGUAUUAGUUAUAGGUAG
This is a messenger RNA of Parnassius mnemosyne (clouded apollo), 3204 nucleotides long. The record is from the annotation of a GenBank genome assembly. NCBI's taxonomy places the organism in Eukaryota, Metazoa, Arthropoda, Insecta, Lepidoptera, Papilionidae.